Molecule: messenger RNA, 1125 nt
Organism: Cygnus olor (mute swan)
Lineage: Eukaryota; Metazoa; Chordata; Aves; Anseriformes; Anatidae
Gene: IL17RB
Product: interleukin 17 receptor B
Molecular function (GO): interleukin-17 receptor activity
Source: RefSeq, a predicted model, not a curated record
AUGAAGAUAGGUUCGGCCAAACUCAGCAAACAGCUCAAAGAAGCUCGUAUAGAAAAUAGCGAGGGAGCUGCGGGCUCGUCCACCGAUCCUUCUGCUACACCAUCGGCCCCCCCGCCGCUACCGCCAUCGCAGGCCUUUGCUGUUACGCCCCGUGGUGACCUGGACGUUCCUUUUGAUCCAGAAGGUCCUGUUCCUGAGCUGAGGAAGCAAUACCAUGUUGCACCAGCAGAUCUUCAUAAUCUCAAUGCUGUAUUGGUUGAAAAACAAGUUGAAACACAAUUCCAGUCCUAUUUCAUGAAUAUAAGUUGGAGUCUCAGCACAGAUGGUAGUUUUUUUGUUCAAGUGGCUGGUGGUGAUCCUAAGGAGACCAAUGUCAAAGAACUGACAGCCACAAAGAUCUCUGUGAACAGCAAAGGAAUUAUUGAACAUUUUCACUGUAUUCGAUGCUAUUAUACGGAAAAGUUUCAAAGUCAAACUGCAGCUGGUAAUCAAGGAUGGCAGUUCUAUUACGUUGGAUUCCCUGUAGAACCGGAAACAAAAUAUUUCAUCCAGGCUUACAAUCUACCCCCAGCAAAUAUAAAUGAUGAUUUUCCAUCGAAAUCCCUUUUGCUAACUACACCAGAUACAUUUAGAAGGCAAUUCUUCCAUCAGGUGUGGCUACAACUACGUGUUAAAGUAUUGGUUAUAUAUCCAGAUGUUUGUCUUUAUCACACUGUCCUUUCUUUUGCUCAAUUUCUGCAUGAGGGCUGCCAGACUGAUGUCAUUCUAGACUUGUGGGAGAGAAGGAGAAUUGCUGAAAAAGGUCCUGUAGCAUGGCUUGCUGCUCAAAAAGCAGCAGCAGAUAGGGUGAUUUUCCUUAGUUCAAACCCUACCACUGCUGCGUGUGACAGUGCCUGUAAAAGUGUGAGAAACUACAGUAACACAGAAAGCAUGUUCUCUCUUGCAGUUAACCUCUUCUGUAGUGACAUGACAAAUCGGUCCUCUGUGCAAAAAUAUGUGGUUGUUUCUUUCAACGAGGCGAAUGCACAAGACACUUUACCAAGUGCUCUGAAUAUCUGUCCAAAAUACUGUCUUAUGAAGGACAUGAAGAAUUUCUAUAGAGACCUUUUUGCUUCAUACAACUAG